AUGAAGAAUGUUUAUUUGAGAGUAUUUAUUCAACUCACAUAUUUUAUAAUGGUACUAAUUAUAAAAAUAGUGAAUGACAAUCCAGAAUACUUUUAGGUUGUAUUUAGCAUAGUAUUGACAUUUCUUUCAUUGCCAUUAAACAAAUAUAUUUCAAAUUAUGCUGAGCACUCAUAAUUAAUAUGUAAAUCCUUAUGGUAAGUCCUGAAUCUUUUUUGCUUAGGUAGUGUUGAUAUGGGAUUGAAAAAUGAUGGAUUUCUAAGUAGAUUCUAAUAUUUUUGGCUUGGUCUUACAAUUCAAUUAGAUGUUGAUACAAUAUUACCUCAUAAAAUAGUUAGAGUGGGUUUUCUUUUAGUUGUAAUAGCUUCAGUCAAUUUGACAACAUUUUACUUAAUUCUUGAUUCUUCAUAAAUUGGAUUGAUUUGUGGAGAAAUACUUUAUACUCUUAUAUUGAUAUACUAAUUAUUUGUUGAAAAGACAAUGAAGAAUUAACAUAAACAAUCAACAUCUAAAAAACCUAGUUCUCGUAGUUUUACUGAGAAAUUAGAUAGUCCUUAACCUUAAAUUUUAGAUGAAGAAUCAAAUCAUGUUUAAAUAUUAUCUUUAGGUUAAUAAUUACAUCAUUAAUAAUAAUAAUAACCAUAAAGAGAAGCAUCAAUUCGUGAAUAGAUUGAAUAUUAAAAUAGUUUCUAUAAAACUUUAUUUAAUUAAUUUCCUGAAGGAAUAAUAAUAAUUAAUGAUUAAAAUAAAAUUGAAUAUCAUAAUAAUUAAGUAAGAACAUUAUUAGGUAGAAAACCUAUUUCAGAAGAUCUUAUACCUAAGAAAUUAUAUGAAUUAAAAAAUUAUUCAUCAAAAUUUUAAUUUGGUGAAUAAGCUUAAUUUGAUAAAAUGUUUGCAGCAUUAAAUAAAAAAUUAAAAAGUAAUUCUCAUGAAUUUUAAUAAUAACUUAAUGAAGAAAAUUCUUUAAUUAAAGAUUGUUUUGUACCAUUAGAUGAAUAAACAUAUUAUAAUUAUUAUGAAUAUGAAUUAAGUAAGGCAGAAACAUUAAGUUAAGAAAUUGAAAAGGCUUUAUAAGAUAAAAAUGGAACUCCAUCACCUUAUUAAAGAUAAUUAUCUUGUCAUUCUUAAAGAACAUAAAAAGGAUAAGAAAUAAUAAAAUUUGGUAAAGAAGUAAAAAUGUUAUGUAUGAUUGAAGAAUCUAAUGAAAGAAUUCCUAAUGAAAUACAUGAAGAUUAAUCAGAUGAUGAAGAUUCUGCUGGAUUAUUAAUUUAAAUAACUAUUAAAGCUUAUACAUAUGAAAAUAAAAGAAAUGUUUUAUUAAUGAUUAGAGAUGUGUCACUAUUUAAUUAGUAUAAAGUAUUAUAACAACAAAAUACAAAUAAAUCAAAAAUGUUAUCUUAUGUAGCACAUGAAUUAAGAAAUCCUUUAGGUGCUAUAUGUGCUAUAAGUGCAUAAUUACUUACAAAAUAUUCAUAAGAUAAAGAAACUAGUAAAAAGUAAAUUUUAUUAAUAAUAAAAGGUAUUUGAAACCAUUAAAGAGUUCAGCUGAAUCAAUUUCAAGAUUAGCUAAUGAUUUACUUGAUCUAGCUUAAUUAAAAGCUGGAAAAUUUAAAUUAACAUUUUAAGAAUUUGCAUUAAAAAAUUUAAUUUUUGAUGCAAUAGCUAUGAUGACUUUUAAUGUAGGUGCUAAGAAUCUUUAACUUAGUUUAAAAUAUGAUAAAAAAAUACCAGGUCUUAUUAAAUCUGAUCAAUAGAGAAUAUAAUAGAUUAUAUUGAAUUUAAUAAAUAAUUCUACAAAAUUCACUAAAACAGGAGGUAUAAAAGUAGAAGCUAAAUUAUUAUAACCAAAAUUAAUUGAAAUAUCAGUUGAAGAUACUGGUGUAGGAUUAUAACCAGAAGAUAUAAAGAAAUUAUUCUAACCAUUUGGAAAAUUAGAAGAUUCAAAACAUUUAAAUACUUAAGGAGUAGGUUUGGGAUUAAUGAUAAGUAAUGUGUUAGCAUAAAAAUUAAGUGGAGGAGAUGUUGGUUUAUAAGUAGAAUCUAAAGGAUUGGGAUAAGGAACAAGGUUUAUAUUUAAAAUAUUAGAUUAAAAUGAAACAAAGAGUUCUGUUCAUUAAUCUUAAGAUACAAAAUAUUUUGGUAGAAAGGAGAGUAAUCUUUCAAUAGUAAGAGUAAAAAAAAGAGAUUAAUUAACAAUAUAACCAAUGAGUGCAUCAUUAUAUAGAGCAAAAGUUAUUAGUGAAUAAAAAAUAGAAGAAAAUGAAAGCACUAUCUAUUAAUUUUAAUGUGAUGAUGAUAAUUUUUAAGAAGAUCCUGUAUAAGAAUCAUAUGAUAAUUGUGCUUGUCCAAGAAUUUUAAUUGUUGAUGAUGAGCCAAUAAAUUUAAUGAUAUUGGGUUAUUAACUUAAGAAUUUGAAAUAUCUCUAUAAGUAGGCAAAGAGUGGAUAAGAAGCAUUAGAUUUUUUAAAGGGAUGGUAAAAUACCUAAGAAUAUUGUUGUAAUUGGAUUAGAUGUGUUAUAAUUGAUAUAUAGAUGCCAAUGAUGGAUGGAUAUCAAACUUCUAAAUUAAUAAGAAUGCUUGAGAAGGAGAAAUAAAUGAAUAAAUGUGCGAUUAUUGGUUGUAGUGGAUUUUCUGAUGAGGAAACUAAAAAACUAGGUUUUGAGAGUGGUAUGGAUUAUUUCCUUUCUAAGCCCGUCACUUAGGGAGAAUUAUAAACUAUAUUAAAUUAAUGUUGUUGA
This is a messenger RNA of Paramecium primaurelia, 2735 nucleotides long. The record is from the annotation of a GenBank genome assembly. Lineage: Eukaryota; Ciliophora; Oligohymenophorea; Peniculida; Parameciidae.